Molecule: messenger RNA, 4490 nt
Organism: Notechis scutatus (mainland tiger snake)
Lineage: Eukaryota; Metazoa; Chordata; Lepidosauria; Squamata; Elapidae
Source: RefSeq, a predicted model, not a curated record
UUGGUUGUUUUCUAGUUGUGCGUAAUUGGCUGGCACGAUUUGAGUGAUUGGGAAUUGACUCGGAAAGUUUGAGGGGUUGUCCUCAGAAGGGAAUUUUACACACGUUGAAUGAAUCAGCAUUCGAGGUACCGUAGGAGACACUUCUGAGUGUCUGGCAGUUUUACUUUUCGGCAAGAACGCGCAUGCACGCUUCUGUCUGUUCCCCCCAACUGCUUCAAGAAGCCAUUCAGUGCAUUCUGCCUCCAUGCUCCCUACCAACAUGCAUCAGAGGGCACCGGGCAUUCGUAGAAGACAUGCAGCAGUUGCAAUUUCUGAACAAUUCUGUCCAGGUGACUGUGUCCAGGUUAUGACGACUAAUCCAAAGCCAAACAAAGCAUUUAAGGUCAAGGAGGAGUCGGGAGAAAACGCCCCGGUGCUGAGCGAUGAUGAACUCGUGUCGAUGUCUGUGCGGGAGUUGAACCAGCACCUGCGAGGUCUCACCAAAGAGGAGGUGAUUCGCUUGAAGCAACGGCGGCGGACGCUCAAGAACCGGGGCUACGCGGCCAGCUGCCGGAUCAAGCGGGUGACGCAGAAGGAGGAACUGGAGAGGCAGCGGGUGGAGCUGCAGCAGGAAGUGGAGAAGCUGGCUCGGGAGAACAGCAGCAUGAAAUUGGAGCUGGAUGCCUUGCGCUCCAAGUACGAAGCCCUGCAGACCUUCGCGCGCACCGUGGCCCGCGGCCCCAUCACCCCCACCAAAGUGGCCACCACCAGCGUCAUCACCAUCGUCAAGUCCGCCGAAAUCUCCUCCAGCUCCGUGCCGUUUUCAGCAGCGUCCUAAUGUCCAAGGAGAGAGAACUCGCUGCCUGGCUGGAAGAGGGGACUCGGCAGAGCCCGCUUCUUCUUCCCUCGAGUCAGACGUCCGCCUUCCCCCCCCAGAAAGGGAGCUGGCCAGCCACGUAGCGGCAGGCUCUCUGACGGGGAAAGUUGAACUGGCGGCUUUACCUCUGGCUCAGUAAGCCCUUCGGGGGCUGAAAUUGAAAUUCCACAUCUAGCCCUGCAGGAAUCCGACGGAGGCGCCUCGCACAGCUCUUCCUUGCUGGUCUUCGCUUAAGCCCGAGUCGACAUGAGGUAUCGAAGGAACGGGCGCUCGGUGAAAAUUUCAAACGGAUAACAUGGUAGAAUCGUCAGGCCACGGGGAAAAGAAACAACCCCCCUUCCUCUAGUUAGGAAAGAAAAGAAAAAGCAGCCCCGUCGUAGCUGUCUUUAUAGGUUGUGGGGGGGAUCGAGGUUUUGGGACAGUUCCUGCACCCCAAUUUUCACAGCCCGAGGUGUUUUCUCUCCAAACCCAGACGGUGAAGGGUGAGCGGAUCUUCAGCUCAUCGUCUGGGCCCUGCUGCUGUUCCGUCCCUGCCGGAGGUCCUUUUGGUCAGGAGUCCAGUAAGAUGGAACAGCGUCUACAAUGCAAAAACGUCACUGAAGCUGCUUCCCAUGAUGUGCCUGUGAAUUGGGCCUCCUUUUUUUGAUGUGGUUGUGUGGCUUCCAAACAAUACAUUUUGGUCAGUGUCAUCAUCCAGGUUCUACAGUGUCGUAGGGUGAGGGGGGGCGGGAUGGGAAAUGUACGGUGAGCAGGCAAUGUGGGGCUAGACUUGGUGGCUAGGUUGUGUGAGAAAAAAAAGAUAAUUUACCAGAAGAGGAACUCAUGGAAAAGGAUAGUGCGGUCAAAUUGAUGCCUUUGAAUCAGCAUGACUUAGAAACAUUGAAAGGUUUAUAAGUCCAAGACACGCUGGGGAAAAAAGCGGGGGGGAUCUUUUUGGACAAGGAAGAUUCAAAAAGAAAUGUGAAUUCAACCCACAGCCUUACCCAUAAUAUUUCCUCUUGUUUUGGGGCUCUUGAACAUCAAGAGACGUCAAAAGUGAACGUGAAGUAAAAAGCAGGAAGAAUUAGAUCUAAACAGCUACAGGGAAUCGGGCUCCUUGAGAUAAUGCUCAGCAAGCUUCGAAGAUAACAAAUUGCGCAGAGGAACCCAGGAAGAUUUAGAAGUUGGUACCUUUGGGGGGUUUUUUUUUGGAGGCAAAUUAAAUUGGGUCUUGUGGUUCUGAGAAGCAGGGAGAAAAUCGGAGCUCGCCAACAGGGCGAGAAGGAAGGAUAUAGGCUGCUGUUUGUAUGUGUGCAGAGAAUGAGGCGAGUGCGUGGAUGGAGUUUGCUCGGACUAAGAAGAUGGUAUAGAGAGCAGAGCAGAGAGAAAGCAGUUUGUGGAUUUACAGAGGAGGCAGAGGGAUGAGCGAUGGUUAGAGUUGGGUUGUUGGUGAGGGAUGAUGAAGAGCAGGGAAAGAAGGCUUGGAACUGGGAGCUGCGAGGCGAGUAAGCUGCCCUUCCAAAGUCCUUUUGUGCCGUUUUUGUAAGGUUUCUAGAGUAAAGAGCUCUGAAACUUCCAAUGGGAGAACCGAAGCCUCAGGUAAAGGUCUCUUCAGAUGGGUCAGUAAUAAAAUUGCUGCCUCCUGCUCGGCUGAAGCCAACUCAGCAGAGAGAAAAUUCCAAUUUUCUGUUGGAAUCUGGGGCAACAUUUACAUGGUGGCAUCGUCCAAAUGUUGUGCCUCGCCCACAUGUGGCGAUCUAGGACUGAUUCCAGUUGCCCCAGGCGUCUUACAUGUUUGCAUCCCCCGUCUUGUCAAACACGUCCCCUCUGUUGGGGUUGGAUUUGAACUGAAGACCUGGCUUCCCCAAAUCCUAGUUCCUGUGGUGUUUUCUUGGGCUGUCUCAAAACUCCCACUUAACGUUCCGCUGCAGCUAAUACCGGUAGAUUGUGACCUCUCUUCUGUGGGUGCAUUCAUAAUUGAAAGCAAAUAAGGAAGAGUUAAGAGUUAGCCCUUAACCUCUGUGUAGGUGAAUCCUGGGUGGAGUUACUAACACUGUGAAUGUAGCACUAGUGGUAGUUGGGUGCAUGGACAGCACAGAUCUUGUACCACACCUUCAGCAUAUGUAGACUUGUUGGCACUUAAUGCUCUUCUGUGCCAUUCAGUAGUUUAGUGGUGAGGAGGGGGCUAAUUUUGACUGCCCAGAUCAGGAAGAACGAGCAAAGCUAAUGGCUAUGUGUCCACUUCGUUGGCUUCAGAUGAACUCACAAGUGGGGGGUCUCCCUCCAGCCUCCCCUAACCCUCUUGAAGACCAGUUAACACCUGGUGUUUAUCCUUGCUGCUUUGGACUCCCUCACAAAAAGUUUGAGGAAGAAAAGGAGUUGAGUUGCUUUAUGUUAUUUUUCUCUGAAAAUGUGCUUUGGGACACCCUGAGUCCUCUGCAAGCUUCCUGAAUCCUUCAAAGCAGAGGAAGGAGUUAGAUUGCACUGUCUGAGUUUCAGAAAAUAAAUGCCAGUGGCCCGAGUGGGCAUAAGAAACUUGGAAAUGUUGGAUCCUCUCCUCUCCCCUCCAGGGCCAGCUGAAAGCUGAGCCCUGGAAAACGGGGGACGAGUUAACUGGGCUCCACCAAGAUGGAACAAAUGUUUAGAGGUGCCUUCCCCAACCUGGUGUCCCCCAAAUACAUCCCACUACAGCUCUCCUGGGCUCUUAGUCAACAAAGGCCAUGAUGUUCCUAGCUCCUGGUUGAAAGCUGCUACAUCUGAGGAAGACAUGGACUAUUGAUGAAGGAAACUGCGCCAUCCGUCCUAAAUUCUAAUGGUGUUCUUUCUCGAUUGGCCGAGUGUUGAUUGCCCUGCAGCUCUUGACUCUAGCUUUGGCCUCCCCUUGUUCCCCUUCUCUCUGGUGUUGGAUGGGGCGCCCUUGGUCAACUCCAGAAGGGGUCCUCCGUAUUUGUGCGAUGCUUCCUUGUGACUGAGAAGUCUUCCCUAGUUUUAGGAGAUGGACAAGCAAUUAUGGACCUAGGCAGAAGUUGAAGGGAGAUGCUCUGGCAACUGUAAACCCACCGAAAUUCUUGAGUGCAUCCAAGGGAGGCCCAACCAUAGUUAACACCAUUGUGGUGGCCUUGACUUGGUAAAAGCUACGCAUUGGGCUUAUCCCUAGAGAGUUCCACCAGGGUUUGUUUUUUCCUGCUGUGGUUAGGGCCUCUCACCUUGUCCAUUGACCAACCUCUGUGUACUUUCAUCCUAGCAGCUAUGAACUCCUCGGCCACCCCUGUCACAUGUGGGUGGCGCAUUGGAAGGGGAAGCCAAUGGCUGAUCCGACAACGAGGCUGUUGUACAAGAUGAGGUGCUAGUUGGACUAACCCUCUGGUAGGGGAAAACACCUCUAAAGGAAGAAGUCCUCUUGACCUCCAAAUGCAGCCAUCUUUACUGCUUUUUUGGAGAACAGAGAGAAGCUUCUGUGGGGUACAAGCAUCUCCUCCCCGCUUCUUGGGUUGGUGUCCAUUUCCCUUGCAAUCAGGCAUCAAAAGGCUUAAAUCAGAAUUAAAAGCUGUUGAUACCAUAGUCAUGGUAGGUAAUCCAUAUUGGAUAUCAAUUUAAGGGCCACUUGGAAAUAUUUGAGAGACAUAUGCAUAUAGAUACAGAUAUAUGUGUGUGU